Messenger RNA from Cygnus olor (mute swan), 1789 nucleotides. It is a transcript of the gene MICU1, whose product is annotated as mitochondrial calcium uptake 1. The transcript has 15 exons. The coding region runs from base 220 to 1731 and encodes 503 amino acids. Lineage: Eukaryota; Metazoa; Chordata; Aves; Anseriformes; Anatidae. Gene Ontology annotation, biological process: mitochondrial calcium ion homeostasis; calcium import into the mitochondrion. Gene Ontology annotation, cellular component: uniplex complex. Gene Ontology annotation, molecular function: calcium ion binding. The record is from RefSeq and is a predicted model, not a curated record.
GCGGGGCCUGGCGGCGGGGCCGCGCUGAGGUAUCCUAAAAGCUUUUAGCAGCUGAAACCCUGCUGCCUGCUUUUUGGCAGCUCCCAGCGCGCCAUCGAGCUGGUAAAUGCCUGUAUCGACGUGCGAGAGAACACAGCCCUACAGUCAUUGAGAGAACUUCCUGCGUUCUUCAUGACUGCUUGACCCACCAACAGGGAGCGAAUACGCUUAUGAGACAGGAUGUUUCGUCUUCGAUUUCUUCCUGCCGCAGCAGGGCUGGCUGCCGUUUCGCGGCGUUACCACGGGGCAGCACAUCACCCCAGGACCAGGCGUAGGCUCGUGGUGGCGGCUUUCAUAGGGACGACUGCGGUGACAGCAAGCGCCAGGCUCCUUUGGCAGAGAGCCUAUGCAGAAGACUCAUCCUCUGUGAAACACGACACAAGGACAGAGCCGAGUGAGAAGGCGAAGCACCCUGAGGAGGAGGAGAGCAGUGGCGAUGAGGGUGGAAAGGCCGUCGCCUCGGGCAGCGAGGAGGCUCAGGCAGAGGGGAAGAGGAAGAAACGUUCGGGCUUCAGGGACCGCAAGGUGAUGGAGUACGAGAACAGGAUCAGAGCCUACUCCACGCCAGACAAAAUCUUCAGAUACUUUGCCACUCUGAAAGUGAUAAAUGAGCACGGCGAAUCUGAGGUUUUUAUGACGCCGCAGGAUUUUGUGAGAUCGAUAACGCCUAAUGAAAAACAACCGGAAAAUCUGGGGCUGGAUCAAUUCAUAGUGAAGCGCUAUGAUGGGAAGAUACGGGUUAAGUUUUCAUCUAAAUUAUUAGCUGAGCUCCUCCCCAAUCUGCAGCCCCACGAAAUGAAGUUGUCCCAGGAGCGAGAGAAGUUUGCUGAUGAAGACAGCAUCUUUUAUGCACUUGGAGAAUGCGGACUCAUUUCUUUUUCUGACUACAUUUUCCUCACGACAGUCCUAUCCACUCCCCAGAGGAAUUUUGAAAUCGCCUUCAAGAUGUUUGACCUGAAUGGUGAUGGCGAAGUGGACAUGGAAGAGUUCGAGCAGGUCCAGAGCAUCAUUCGCUCCCAAACCAGCAUGGGCAUGCGCCACAGAGACCGAUCAACCACUGGGAACACCCUGAAGACUGGCUUCAACUCUGCGCUGACGACAUACUUCUUCGGGGCGGAUCUGAAGGGGAAGCUCACCAUCUCCCACUUCCUCGAAUUCCAGCGCAAGCUGCAGCACGAUAUCCUCAAACUGGAGUUUGAGAGGCACGACCCGGUGGACGGGCGGAUCACAGAGCGGCAGUUCGGCAGCAUGCUGCUGGCGUACAGUGGGGUGCAGUCAAAGAAGCUCACCGUCAUGCUGAAGCAGCUCAAGAAGCACUUCCAAGACGGAGAGGGGCUGACGUUUGAGGAGGUGGAGAGCUUCUUCACGUUUCUGAAGAACAUAAACGAUGUGGACACGGCGUUGAGCUUUUACCACAUGGCUGGAGCCUCGCUUGAUAAAGUGACCAUGCAGCAAGUGGCCAGGACGGUGGCGAAGGUGGAGCUCUCCGACCACGUGUGCGACGUGGUGUUCGCGCUCUUCGACUGCGAUGGGAACGGCGAGCUGAGCAACAAGGAGUUCGUGGCCAUCAUGAAGCAGCGCCUGAUGCGGGGCCUGGAGAAGCCCAAGGACAUGGGCUUCACCCGCCUCAUGCGCGCCAUGUGGAAGUGCGCCCAGGAGACGGCCUGGGACUUCACCCUGCCCCGGCCCUAGCGGGGCUGGGCCGGGCCUCCCUUGUCCCCUUAAUUCCCCUAAUGAGCUCGGAUUUAAC